This is a messenger RNA of Columba livia (rock pigeon), 749 nucleotides long. RefSeq names its product interferon-induced transmembrane protein 1-like. Gene Ontology annotation, cellular component: plasma membrane. Bases 127 to 507 code for a protein of 126 amino acids. Gene Ontology annotation, biological process: response to interferon-alpha; type I interferon-mediated signaling pathway; defense response to virus. NCBI's taxonomy places the organism in Eukaryota, Metazoa, Chordata, Aves, Columbiformes, Columbidae. The transcript is spliced from 2 exons. The record is from RefSeq and is a predicted model, not a curated record.
GGCAGCGCCGCAGAACCCGCCCCGGUGCGCUGUCAGCCGGGGGGGCCCCACCCCGGCAAACCCUUCGUCUCGCCUAUAAGAAGCCCGGGUGCCCGUGCCCCCCCGUUCCUCCCCAGCAGGGCUGCCAUGGAGAGCUACCCCCAGCCCGUCGGCAUCAACAUGCAGCCCUACGGCAAGAACGGGGCAGGGACCCCGGCCCCCGCCUACGGCCCCCCCGGCACCGCUGGAGAGCGGCCAGAGCCCGGCCCGCGGGACUUCGUGCUCUGGUCCCUCUUCAACACCCUCUUCUGCAACCCCUUCUGCCUGGGCUUCAUCGCACUCGUCUUCUCCGUCAAGGCCAGGGAUAGGAAAAUCGCGCAGGACCCGGCAGGUGCCGGCAGCUAUGGGAGGAAGGCCAAGCAGGUGAACAUUGUCGCGUUCUGCCUGGGCGCCGUGGUCACCAUCAUCUGCCUCGUGUUUCUGGUUCAGAGCUACAAGAUGAUGUUGGAGGCAAUGAAACACCACUGACCCCAUCCCGCCGUGGGGCAGCGGCACCGGGGCCUCACUUUUCCUUCCUCUUCACCUCACUCAUCCAAAACCCAUCUGUCUUGUUCAUGGGGGACACAGGCGGCUCCCACGGGACCUUCCUCUUGCUCCCACCAAACGAGGGAGUGUCCUCAGGCACCCUCCUGCUGCACCCUGCCUGAGACAGCCCCCUCCUGCAUGAACCCGCGGGAUGAGCUCACAGCAAAUAAAGCUCCUUCCUCACA